Messenger RNA from Durusdinium trenchii, 2790 nucleotides. Lineage: Eukaryota; Dinophyceae; Suessiales; Symbiodiniaceae. The record is from the annotation of a GenBank genome assembly.
CUUUGCCAGAAGUUUUAAACGUCCACUGUUUCACACCACUUGGAUGGGUUUCUUGCGCCAUGUCGGAGCCGGGACCAUACACCGUGCCCAACUAUGAUAUUUUUGGCCAUCAUCAUCACAGCAAGCCCUUCAAGGACAAGUCCCACUUCGUGCAGAAAGACAUCAGCCAUCCGAAGUGGCUCGAUGAUCCUCCGGCCAUUCGAUCAAGAGCUGAGCUUCAACAGGCUCGCAAGCAGGGCCGAAUACCGGAGGUGAAGAGCUACGACUUUGAUGGUGAUGGUGUGGUCGGGCAGCUUGACUACUUCAUUGGCAAAUGCUUCGAUCAAGAUGCCGAUGGCCGACUCACCACCGGCGAGCGGCAACGCGCCGAGAAGGCGCUCGAGAAGGGCUUCUUGGACAAGUUCGUCCGUGGCUUGGACUCGACUGGCCAGGUUCACAAAUGUGGGCCAAUCAAGCAGAAGCGAGGGGUCAUUUGUGGCCCUGACAACCAGAAUGAAGCCAGUGUGUCCACGUACCCACCCCAUUUCAACGCGCAUAAAGUGCCAGAACACUACACCAAGACCACCUUGAAAGAGACCCGAAAGGCAGAGGCGAAGGGCGCGGGUCUCAUCAACGGGGAGAAUUGGGCGGCGCGUUGUGAGCCUGUGAAGGAGCGUCAGCCGCCGAACCAUGAGACGCAGCCGCGGAGCUGCCCGAUCAGCCACAUCCGCGAGCGCGCGGAAGCGGAUCACCAGUUGGCGCGGGUGCGCGGUGGAUUGAUGCCCAUGAGCUACCCGGUGAAUCCUGAGCGUGAGUACAAGACCGUGGGCAUCGCGUGGACGGAGGAACCCAUGUUUCGCACACGUAGCCAGUUGCUCGAGACGCGGAGGGAGUUGCUCAAGCGCGACAAUGAGGAGUUGCGGGCUCAGGGGGACGUCUACUACGUGCCCUUGUCAAUCAGAAACCAGGAGAGGGAGGUGGAGGAGCACCAGUUCCGAGAACCCAAAGGUCAGCCGCAGACCCUCACCAAGAUGCAGGACCAGCGAAGGAAAGACAAGAUGGAAUAUGACAUGCAGCACUUCAGCUUUCCCAGAGCUUUUCCUCGCGAGUAUCCCAAAUACUCCGACCAUCCGGACAUCCCUUUCUGGGUGUCGAAUGCCGAAAGUGCCCGGAUUGGCGAUAGCACGCCACGCGCCAUGCCCAGGACCAUCAGCGAGCCUACGUUCAAAGUCACCGAGCUGCCCUGGGGGGACGAGCCGACCGUGAGUUACGAGAACCUCGCAGAUUCUGCCAAAGCUCUGGCUGCUGGGAAGUUCUCCAGCAAGGAGAUGACGCUGGGCAGCAAAACCGUGAAGCGCUGGUCCACCGAUAUGCUGGAGCGUGGGCAGGCUCGGAAUCAGCCACGGCUCUUCGACAACAUCCGACCCGUGCGGAUCGGCCCGCGGGAUUUGGAGCAGCUGGAUUUGACGUCCUCCAUGGAACCGAUACGCAACGCUGCCCUCCGCCGGCAAGCGGAAGAGCGGAAGAGGAUGGCGUCCAUGCCGAAGCGGAGUCGGCUCUAUGUGGAUCCUCACGAGGAGCCCACGCUGAGGACGAUCACGUCCCAGGGCACCGGUGGACGUGGGAAUUCGUUGCUGGACUCCUCAGAUCCUGGCGUCUCCGUCCAAAACCGCGCGGAGCCGCCCAUGUCCGCGACCUCAGCGGCCACGAGGAUCCCCUCGCGCCGACCGCCCGAUCUGCGGUCCUCGGUGGUGCCGAUCAUUGAGUCGCCGAAAGAGCCAAGGACCUUUGGCACCGGCACAGUGGCUCGCCCACUACAGGCAUCUGGCAUCCGCUGUGGAGGCUUUCAGCACUUGGAUUCCACGUUGCCACGACCGAGCCUUCACGAGAGCAGAGACUCCAGAGCAAGGCCUGAGGCUUGAAGGCGCGACCCGGCGGCCGAGGCUGGGGGGGGAGAACUGGCUCUUGGGGCCCGGCUUUGAGCUUCCGCGAGGUCUGCAGAGGAGUGACAUAUCUCUUCGGAGUGAGCAAAGAGAGUGAACGUACUCUUUUUGGUGUUCUGUUUCUGCAAGUAGCUGGAAUUUUUUUGUCUUCAGUCUUCGGUGGGAAAGAGACGGAUGUUUUAGAGAUUGGUUUCAUAUGCAGCGAUGCAGCUUUAGACCAUGAGCACUUCCUUUGCAAUGUUGUUUUUUCAAUGAUAUCAACAAAGUUUCAAAUUCACAUCCUUUGGAAGGGACAGGACUACUCAGUUUGCACACCUUUACUGUACUAGUGAGGCCGUGGAGAAAGACAUGGAUCAUUUGUCGAAAAGUGCCGCAGUUUGUCAAAUAGAUGUGGGUGCUAGAGCACGGCUGCUUCUUGCAAAUGCCACCUCUAAAGUCAGCCAAGUUCGGGCUAAGUGAAAAAAAACACACGGAUUUAACAACAAAACACGUGGUUGCCUUUUGAGCUUGAUUACUCUAUUUGGAACAUGGCUCGGCUCACUUUCGCUCAAAUCAACGGAGCGGGCGCAGGUGAAGGCUGAAAGCGGGGGGGUCAGGGACCAGCAUGCUUUACCUGAUUGCACUGAACCUCACACUCAGCUUGUGAUACCGCUAUUUGAUGCACAGGAGCGUGCUUUUGGGUGGUGGAAGACGAGGUACGCAUGUCUCAAUUUUUUUUUGGCCGUCCCAGCAGGCGAGGCCCACCAGAAUGAACCUGUCAGUGUGCCUUCGCCAUGACUGUCGCGUGUUUCACUCCGGUCCACCGGUGCCCCUUUGUCCUUUCAAAGAAAGGACCGGCACACGACUGCGGAAGGUCCGACCUGAAAAA